Molecule: messenger RNA, 1486 nt
Organism: Schistocerca gregaria
Lineage: Eukaryota; Metazoa; Arthropoda; Insecta; Orthoptera; Acrididae
Product: proteasome subunit alpha type-6-like
Exons: 7
Coding region: 536-1276 (246 amino acids)
Biological process (GO): ubiquitin-dependent protein catabolic process
Cellular component (GO): nucleus; proteasome core complex, alpha-subunit complex; cytosol
Source: RefSeq, a predicted model, not a curated record
ACAGAGUAUACCAUAUACUUUACGAUUCUAAUACGUCUCGUUUUCGUAUAUUAUUAUUUUCGACUUGUGCUAAAAUUCUAUAUGUGGCAAUUUGAUUCGGAAGAUCGUUAACGAUUUGUUGUUGUUUCCAGGCCAUAAACGUAAAAUCGCUCUUAUCUCCAAGUACAACAGUUUUGUUUUGAAUGUGCACAGAACUGGCAUUGCAAAAAGUCAGAAGCCUGGAAGUUCGUUUUACACCUGUGCGACGUCGUUACAUUGAUGACUAGGCUUGUCAGCAAUGGGGAAACAGUAUCUGUGUAUUUCAUUGCUCAUUUUUUAUUGUGGUUUGAGAUGAUAUCCACUAGAAGUGUGCAUUUAAAAAUGUUAUUGUGGAUAUUUUAUGCUAAUUAUGUUCUUUCAAAGUGAUAAUUCGAGAAAUUGAGAUAAGUCAAGGAAGUUGGAAAUUUGUUAGUGUGUGUGUAAUAUCUUUGGUAGUGUAAAAUAGCUUUCACGAACUCGUCAUUGGUGGUCAACUGCUGUUGAGUACUAAAUAACUAUGGCGCGAGGUAGUAGUGCCGGGUUUGAUAGACAUAUUACUAUAUUUUCUCCAGAAGGGAGAUUAUAUCAAGUUGAAUAUGCAUUCAAAGCUAUAAGCCAAGGAGGUCUAACGUCGGUGGGCCUGAAGGGAGUAGACACUGCAGUUGUUGCGACGCAGAAGAAAGUUCCUGACAAGCUGAUUGAUGCAUCGACAGUGACGCACAUCUUCAAGCUGUCAGACAGCAUCGGCUGCGUGAUGACGGGAAUGAUCGCUGACAGCAAGUCGCAGGUGCAGCGGGCGCGCUACGAGGCGGCCAACUGGCGCCACGUCAACGGCUACGAGAUCCCGGCGGACGCGCUGUGCCGCCGCAUCGCCGACAUCUCGCAGGUCUACACGCAGAAUGCGGAGAUGCGGCCCCUCGGCUGCAGUAUGAUCGUCGUGGCGUACGACCAGGAGCAGGGGCCGUGCGUGUUCAAGACGGACCCAGCCGGUUACUACUGCGGCUACCGCGCCGUCACGGUGGGCGCCAAGCAGACAGAGGCCAACAGCUACCUGGAGAAGAAGCUCAAGAAGAAGCUCAGCUACAGCGGCGACGAGGCCAUACAGUUGGCAAUAUCUUGCCUGUCGUCUGUGCUGGCAGUAGACUUCAAGCCGUCUGAAAUUGAAGUUGGGGUGGUGUCGAAGGACAAUCCAAAGUUCAGGAUUCUGACAGAGCAGGAGAUCGACGUCCACCUGACGGCCAUCGCGGAGCGGGACUGACGCUGAAGCGGCGACUCGGAAGUCCGCCGACAGGUCCGAGGUCGUCUGCCGAAGUGUCGCGGGCACUUUGCCACUUUUGGAGAACAUGCUGUCUUUUCUUUAAAAGUUACUCUGUUUGGCUGGCACGCUAUUUGCCUCCAUCCUUGUUGUCAGUGGUUUUUAAAUAAUUUGUGUAACACACAGGUCUGGUAAUAAAUGAAGUGCCGUACA